GCACUAUUCGACGUAGUCAUUCACCGACCGCAAACGUUCUCGAUUGGCCGUGCUCGCCGACCGAACCGCCGCCUUGAUUCAGAACGAGGUUACCAACACCGGCUUACACCCAGGGACGGGCGGGCAACAGGGUACAUACAGCGGCCAGGUCCAGCUCGGCUCGCGAAAAAGUGGGCCGGUCUGCCCGGAGGCUAUAGGCCAGUUCGUGUUUUGUGUACGAGGAUCAGACUGAAAGAAAUUUGUGAGAAAGGAACGUGUGGAAAAACAGACGAGCGAGAAAAAAGGAUGUGUACUUCGCUAGAGGGAAGAAAAGAAAGGCAAAAAAUCGUUAAUCGGUUUCGGGCAUACUUGCGGUGAGGAACGAAGAUCGAGAGAUCGUCGCAAAGAGAUUGAUCAACGAUAAUGAGAUUGGUUUAGCACUGGCGAUGUCGAAGAUCGGGAUUCAACAAGUGAAGAAACGAGGUUGGGAGAUGCGGUGAGUACAAAAGUGAAUCAAGAAUGAAAUGUUCCUGCCGGCUGUUUCUGAGCGGAGAAUUGCGAAGAAGAGCCCGUGUGGGAGAGAAUAGCGGUUAGAAAAUUAGACGACGCGGUCUGCCUCGAGGCAGCUUACAUUUCUGCCAGAGACCAGACGUGCGGAAAAUCGUGAGAGAGAAAGAGAAAGGAAGGGCUAACCUCGUCAAGGACAAAGUGAAGUCAAAGCGAAGAAAAACGAGGGGUCGAGCGAGAGUAAUCAGCACGCGUCGCUCUAAUGGAUACGAUUAUAAAAAAAAGAGUCGAUUUUUAAACUUUAUCGUUAGGAAGAUAUUCAACUUGUGUGUGUGCAUUACGAGAUAGAAAAAAGCAAAAUUAUAUCAAUAUAAAAAAAAAUUUUUUUGUCAUAACUUAUACGCAUUAGAUAGAAAUUUUGCCAAUAUAAAUAGACAUCAGGUUGAAAAAUGAAAAAAACUAAAUUGAUUAAACACGUGCUAAUUAAUUUCACCUGCAAGCUAUGCGAAUAGGAUACGAAUAAUUAAGGAAUAAUAUUGACCAAGAAUCCAAGACAUUGAUUCAAACGAGAAUACCAUUAGUGGAUAAAUUAUUAUUUACUUAGGAGAAAUCAAUCAUAUAGCAUAUGAUUAAAAAAACUUGUUCUCAGAAAGGAAACAAACAAUAAUCUUGGAAGCCAUUGCCUCAUUGAAAAAUCUGGAAAACGCGAAAAAAAUCUGUAUCUAUAAAAUUUUAAUUGAAACCAUUGAAUUAAUCGAUGUCACACACACAAACAUACACACACAAUUUUUCUUUCGCGUAAAAUAUUGAUUUAUAUUUAUCAAAAUCUUCAUACUUUUUACUAUCCAAAAAAGCUCAUCACAAAACAUUCGAAAUCGAUUUGGCGAAAGCCUGCGAUUGCGAAGGCAGCUAAGGGCACACAGAUAAAGAGCCGGCAAAAGUCAUCGUCGCGACAGAUUCGCCCUCGAGUAUGCCGUAAAAAGUAUUUAUUUGCGAGAGGUGGGGCGGGGCGACCCAAGGUUCACGGAGACGCGUGGCUGACGGGUCAAAGAUCGCAUCGAGGACAAAGAAAAAGGAUCGUGAAAGUUCCAAAGUACCGGUAAAAGAAAAAUCAAUCCGAGAAGUGGAUGUCUUGAACGGUGUGUCCCGGAGAGCUGGGAGGAAUGAUCGUAAAGACGAUUCUCGAAUAACCCUCCUUUUUAACCCUCCGUCUCGCAACGGGAAUAAAUAAAUACCGAGUUCAGAGCUACAAUCGAAGAGGAUAGGCGUUAGACAAAUAAGACGCUAAAAGAGUGGACGAAGAUGAGCAGGCAAAGCGUAUCACUUCCAGGCAUCAAUUCCUGUGAAAGGAUCAGGCCGGAACGACCCAGAAAUACGAUACAAAGACUCGUAUGGGGUCCCGGCUCACAGUUCCAGAUCGGCCAUAUCGGCAUCCCGGAAGAUGAGGGCUCAAAUCCGCGGAUGGCAUUGAGAAGACUGCUAAGAUUGUACGAGGGUAGACAAUACAGGGAGGCGGCCGGCUUCCUGAUGAAACUACCGCAUUACACUCUGAAGGCUGCUUUGACAGAUAUUCCGGUGGACCUGUUGAUCGAGACGUUGCCGCACAGCCUCAUCUUGCUGGAGGCGCUCUAUUCCCGGCUAGUGGAGCUGAACGUCAGCGAUACGAAGAUCUUGCGAAUCGAGCAAGUCCUCUGGAGGAUAGUGCAUCUGAUAUCGACCAGUCAGGACCACUCCCGACCGCGGAUCUGGUGCAAACUUCUCGUAUCCUUGAAUAGAUUAUCGCCCAACACAAAGAACACACUGAUAUCGAGGAGACGCGCCCUAGAGAGAGCCGUUGAAGGACUCGGCAAGCACGGACUGGUGCCCUCCUCGCAAACGAACAACUCCGAGAACUCCGUUACGCCGAAUCUGGUACCUUUGCCGCUUGCGUUGAAAGAGGAACUCGAGAUGCGAAUGGAGACUUACAAAUUAGCGUUACACAAGAUCGAGAAUUUUGGCAAGCACGCUGGAACCCAUAAAGCGGAUCAAGGUGUACAGGCAGCCUCGCAUCAGCGGCAGCUUUCCCUGAAAUACAGUGAGAUCCAGCAGCGGCUGAUCGAUAAUCAAAGCCUGCUCAACACCUUGGAGAAAGCGGGCGGACCGUGCAGCUUGGAGAAUCUACUGGCGGAGUUGAAGCGCCGGGUCGAGCAGGACAAGGAGGCGCUCCGACAAUGGACGGCCUUGCGAAAAUCGACCUUCGCACCGACGAACGCGAAGAACCCGGCCCUCGCCGCCAGGUUGCUGCAAUUUUCGAGGGGCUGCGCGUUCGCCCUGCAAUUUAUGAGCGAGAAUAAUCCGCAGGUAAGCGAGAAACAAUCCAGCAGUGCUGGCUACCAUACGGACGAGAGCGAUGACUACGAGGAAGAAUCCAGCAGUGCUGGCUACCAUACGGACGAGAGUUGCAGCCCAACUCCGGAGCCCGUCGUAACGGGUAGCAACUGUGAAAUUCUCAGCGUGGAGGAGAAUUGCUCGGAUUUAACCUCGGCGGACAUUACGGUGGAGCGACUCGCCGAGAGGUACGGUGCUCUUUACGCCCAGGCCAAUCUGCAUACCCUGGACGCAUUAGACGCGCUGGAGUCGCUCAAGGACGCUCCCGAUUUAAAAGCGAAGAUUCUCUACUCGGUGGUAGUGCUCUCGUGGCGUUUAGCCGGCAUGGUCCAGACAUCGAGGCGCCUGGAGGCCUUGAAGAUCCUGAACGGCGCGGCCGCAUCGCAGACGUCGGCGACGACGCCGGAGCUUGAGGAAUGCAUAAAACGGCAACUGGCCAUUUCCGGCGCGCAGACCGGUUCCCGUGAGGUUGCCGAGCAGGUGGUUAGCCAGUUAGAGAGGACACUGUACGACUUUCCGUGUCUGCGUGGCUGCGCCGAGGUCAAGAGUUAUGCCACCGCGUGUUCCACUUUGGCCUGGGCGUGUCUGGCACGUUCUACGCCGCUGGUGCUCGAUGUAGCACAGAGUCUGGAGUUUCGCAGAGAGGUCCACGUAAGGCAUCACGCUUCCCCGAAUCAAUACGGGAUCAGGAUCAGAUCGGUCCUGUGGCCAGGACUUCGGGAGGGCUGUCAGGGUCCCUGCCUUCACAGGGCCGUCGUGAUGACCUGCUGAAGUACUUGCGGCACCUCUGUAAAAAAUAAAAAGUACAUUUAUUAUUAUACAGAAUUGUCGCUUUAGGUAUUUAAACGAUCUUGACGAAAAAAAUAUCUUAUAUGUGAAACUUAUUCUCUCUAAGAGAGAGAAAUACAUAUAAACUCGAACAAAUGAUUGACACCAUCAGACAAUAAAAUAAACAAUCGUUUUCUAGACUUGUGCAAUUACAAUUCGUAAGAUAUAUAAACAAAUAUUUUCAAGCAAUGUUUUUAAAUUUGCAAUUAUAAUAUGGUCACGAAGAGAUAACUAUAUCAGUAGAUGAAAGACAGAGAAAAUUUUUCACAUGGGAUGCUGCAUGGCAGAUCCAAUUUCGUGCGUGUUCAUGAUAUGCAUUCCACAUCGUUGACCCUUGACGCCGUAAUCGGACCUUAAAUUUCAGAAAUGUAUCUCGCGCGUGUUGCUCGUGAUUUCAUCGAUCGCUUAAUGAAGAAUUCAGGGUAGUAUGACACGGUGUGUUAUUGAAGUACUGUAUAUGCCUGCAUUCUUGUUUUUAUGCGUGUUUUAUCCGAUCAAGACAAAAAAAGAAUGAUACGAACGAAUGAUGGUCAAUAUGUGGUAUGCAAUAAAUGGCAAACAAAAAAAAAAUUAUACGCGAAAUCGAAUGGAGAAAAAAAAUGUGCAUAUUUAUAUACCAUAUUUGCUAAGGGGAGUAACUAAAAAUAAUAAAAACUAUUCGUUUAUUAUUUUCUCGUAGAUAAUAUAUAUGUAAUUAUAACAAAAAAUAAUUUAUAUAUUAUAUUCAUUCAAAUUGCUAUUUAUUCUAUAGAAAAAAAAGAUGUGUUCUUUUUAUUACAAGACAAAAAUUGAGUGUCUUCGAAUCGCUGUAUCUGCGAAAACAUUAACCUCUUCGAUUUAAUAUUAUUGACAUUUUAGCAAGAAAAAUUAUUUAAUUUAAUUAUUUAUUUGUAAAUUCUCGAAACUUAAGAAGAUUGUACAGAUUUAACUUUUGUUAAAAAAUAUGACCAUAUAAAAAAGACUAUUAUACAUACAAUGAUAAAAUAUAAUAAGGGACAAUUUAAAAAAUCAUUUUAUAAAACUCAAAUAAAUAUUAACAUUUUGUUAUUUAUCUAAGCUAAGAGAUUAAUACUCGAUAUAUAACACAAAAAGUUUACAUAAAAUCACAGUACUAACAAUUGUUGAUAUGAUCGAUGUUUUAUUAAUCGAUAAACUCUAUUUAAUGGUUAUUAUAAUAAAAGUACUUGUAUAUUAUUUUUAUUUAGUCACAUACACACACACACAAACACACAAAAGCACAUAUACACCUUUAUAUUAAAAUUACGUACAUAAUUUAGGUAAUUUAGUACGUUAAUAAUAAAAACGUUAAUAAAAGUUUUUAAUAAAACAUUUGCAACGUUUCUUAGAGUUUAUUUAAAAAUAAUUGUAAGAGAAAGAAAGGAGUGAUAUUAAUAAAGAUUGAUAUCAAGAUAGAAAUUCAGACGAAUCAAGCUUAAUUAUUACAGCGCAGCUGAAA
Messenger RNA from Formica exsecta, 5137 nucleotides. RefSeq lists its product as uncharacterized. Gene Ontology annotation, biological process: mitochondrial protein catabolic process; mitophagy by internal vacuole formation. The transcript is spliced from 7 exons. The record is from RefSeq and is a predicted model, not a curated record. Bases 1789 to 3624 code for a protein of 611 amino acids. Gene Ontology annotation, cellular component: mitochondrial outer membrane. NCBI's taxonomy places the organism in Eukaryota, Metazoa, Arthropoda, Insecta, Hymenoptera, Formicidae.